Messenger RNA from Hibiscus syriacus, 1479 nucleotides. RefSeq names its product RGG repeats nuclear RNA binding protein A-like. The record is from RefSeq and is a predicted model, not a curated record. Gene Ontology annotation, molecular function: RNA binding. The coding region runs from base 205 to 1275 and encodes 356 amino acids. Lineage: Eukaryota; Viridiplantae; Streptophyta; Magnoliopsida; Malvales; Malvaceae. Gene Ontology annotation, cellular component: nucleus; cytoplasm. The transcript is spliced from 7 exons.
CUGCCGCAUUGCCUAGGGUUUUGCUAAUCCAUUCGAUUAUCUCAGUUUUCUUACCUUCCAAAUCCCGAUCUCAGAUCUUUUUUCAUUUCUUUCAUUCAUAUUCACUUCUAUGGCCUUAAUAAUACAAUAGCGCUCUCUUGGUUGCUAUUUCGUUUUCUUUUUUAACUUAAAAAAGAAAAGGCGUCAUUUUCUUUGACUUAACCAAUGGCAACCCAGAACCUAUUCGAUCUCUUGGAUGAUGAUACGGAAGACCCAAGUUUGGUUAUUGCCGCUGCUGAGAAGAAGAUGCUUGAAAAGCCCAAGAAAUCUCCUGUUUCGGCCCCGGCUCAAGCUCAGCCGGCUAAGCCUGCGAAGCUCCCCACCAAGCCACCUCCUCCUGCUCAAGCUGCGAGAGAGGCAAGGAAUGAGCCUGGACGUGGAGGAGGCCGCGGUGGUGGACGUGGGCGUGGAUUAAGUGGCAGAGGAUUCAAUCGUGAUUCCACUGUUAGUGAUAACUCCAAUGCAUUUUCAGGAGGGUACAGACCUUCUGAAGAGGGAGAAGAAAGGAAGCAAACUGAAAGGCGUGGUGGCUAUGGUGGCCCGCGAGGUUCCUUCCGUGGCGGUCGCCGCGGUGGGUUUAAUGAUGGAGAAUUUGGAGAGGGGGAACGUCCUCGCAGGGUGUAUGAUCGCCGCAGUGGGACUGGGCAUGGGAAUGAGUUCAAACGUGAUGGUGCUGGGCGUGGUAAUUGGGGUAGCCCUACUGAUGAAGUUGCUCCGGAGAUUGAAGAAAAUGUCCCCGAGGAUGAAAAGAAUAUUGGCAUUGAGAAUCAGCCUGGAGAGGAUGAUGCUGCGGAUGCCAGCAAGGAGAAUGCUGCAAAAGAAACCGAGGAGGAGCCUGAAAUUAAGGAGAUGACCUUGGAAGAAUAUGAGAAGGUUCUUGAGGAGAAGAGGAAAGCUCUGCUUGCCCUCAAGACAAAUGAAGAAAGGAAAGUUGAUACCAAAGAGUUCGAGUCCAUGCAACAACUUUCAAACAAGAAGAGCAAUGAUGAUAUCUUUAUCAAACUGGGUUCUGAAAAGGACAAGCGCAAAGAUGCUGAUAAAGAAGAAAAAGCCAAAAAGUCUGUCAGCAUCAAUGAGUUCCUGAAGCCAGCUGAAGGUGAGAGGUACUAUGGACCGGGGCGUGGUCGAGGCCGUGGCCGUGGUCCCAGAGGAGGGUAUGGAGGCAAUGCAACAAGCAACGUGUCAGCUCCCUCAAUCGAAGACCCUGGGCACUUUCCUUCACUGGGUGGCAAGUGAGUCUGCAGUGCCACAAUCUACACAAUGCGUUUCCCCUUGUCUGGGACUUUAUUGUGAUCUAUUCCAUAGUCAGGAUCUACAAACUUUUACUGUUUUCGAGUGUAAAUUUAGAUAAUUUGCCCAUUCCCUGGCAUGCAUGCAUGCAUGCAUACUUUGUUUUGUUUUACUAUUUUUGGUUAAAAUCAGAACAAAGGUUCAUUACGA